AGCCCCAUUCCUUCGACCUCUGCUGAGUCGGCCGCUGCCACCUCCCGGGAAGAGAGGAAGCGGGAGAGGAGCCCUAGUCGCUUGUUACCCAAGUCCUCCAGCCGCGCCGCCCCGAAGAGUGCAAGAUGUUCGCCUGCGCCAAGCUCGCCUGCACCCCAGCUCUGUUCCGAGCUGGAUCCAGAGUUGCAUACAGACCAAUUUCUGCAUCAGUGUUAUCUCGACCAGAGGCUAGGACUGGAGAGAGCUCUACGGUAUUUAAUGGGGCCCAGAAUGGUGUGUCUCAGUUAAUCCAAAGGGAGUUCCAGACCAGUGCAGUCAGCAGAGACAUUGAUACUGCAGCCAAAUUUAUAGGUGCAGGUGCUGCAACAGUAGGAGUGGCUGGUUCUGGUGCUGGUAUUGGCACAGUCUUCGGCAGCCUCAUCAUUGGUUACGCCAGAAACCCUUCGCUGAAACAGCAGCUGUUCUCAUAUGCUAUCCUGGGAUUUGCCUUGUCUGAAGCUAUGGGUCUCUUUUGUUUGAUGGUUGCUUUCUUGAUUUUGUUUGCCAUGUAACAGAAAUUACUGCUUGAAAUGUUGGCAUUCAUGUUAAUUAUGGAUGUAAUUCUGUGUAUCUUACUGUGACUCCAAAAACUGUAGCAUUGGUGUCAUGAAAAUGUACGUUGUUUCCAGUCAUUAAAGAUGAAAACUUUAA
Lipotes vexillifer (Yangtze River dolphin) is the source of this 690-nucleotide messenger RNA. RefSeq names its product ATP synthase membrane subunit c locus 3 (gene ATP5MC3). Gene Ontology annotation, molecular function: proton transmembrane transporter activity. NCBI's taxonomy places the organism in Eukaryota, Metazoa, Chordata, Mammalia, Artiodactyla, Lipotidae. The transcript has 5 exons. Gene Ontology annotation, biological process: proton transmembrane transport; proton motive force-driven ATP synthesis. Bases 126 to 551 code for a protein of 141 amino acids. The record is from RefSeq and is a predicted model, not a curated record.